Vitis riparia (riverbank grape) is the source of this 1332-nucleotide messenger RNA. RefSeq names its product protein trichome birefringence-like 38. Gene Ontology annotation, molecular function: O-acetyltransferase activity. NCBI's taxonomy places the organism in Eukaryota, Viridiplantae, Streptophyta, Magnoliopsida, Vitales, Vitaceae. The transcript has 6 exons. Gene Ontology annotation, cellular component: Golgi apparatus. The record is from RefSeq and is a predicted model, not a curated record. Bases 71 to 1171 code for a protein of 366 amino acids.
AUAAAAGAAAACAGUUCUGAAGAGUGUCUAGAAAUUGGAAACUGACCCAAAAAGGAGGAAACAAACAGAAAUGGGGUGGUUUGGGGUUCAGAGCUCCUCCAUUCUGGUGGCUGUUUCUAUGAUAUUUUCAUGGAUGUAUCUGGGGAACACUACAGUGAAUGUCCAUGGGAAAACAAGCAGAAACAAGAUGCUGAAAAUGGGAAAAUGUGAUAUAUAUGAAGGGAGUUGGGUGGUGGAUGAGACAUAUCCAAUGUAUAAUUCUUCAUCGUGCCCUUACAUUCGAAAAGAAUUCAACUGCCAGAAGUAUGGACGCCCAGAUCAGCUCUACCUCCAAUAUAGAUGGCAGCCCAGGGACUGUGACUUGCCUGGAUUCGAUGGAAAAGAUUUCUUGAGGAGAUUUAAGGGAAAGAAAAUAAUGUAUAUAGGGGAUUCAUUGAGUCUAAAUCAUUGGCAAUCAAUGGUUUGCCUUCUUCAUGUUGAUGUUUCUGAUCAAUCCAGAAUUUUACAAGAGACAAAUGACACUAUUUCUACAUUUAUUUUCCAGGAUUAUGAUUUGUCAGUGAUGUUAUUUCACUCUCAAUACUUAGUAGACAUUGAAAAUGAACAAAAUUGUCGAAUUUUGAAACUCGAUUCACUUAAGAAUGGUGAAAUAUGGAAGAAUAUCGACAUCUUAGUCUUCAAUACAUGGCUUUGGUGGUACCGCACAGGCCCUAAACAACCGUGGGAUUAUAUUCAAGACGGUGAUAACAUACUAAAGGACAUGGAUCGAAUGUUAGCUUUCCGAAAAGGUUUAAUGACUUGGGCUAAAUGGGUCGAUUUAGAGGUGGAUUUAACAAAAACUCAAGUUUUUUUUCAAGGAAUUUCUCCUUCCCAUUACAAUGGCAAGGAAUGGGGCAAGCCGGGAGUUACAAAUUGCUCAAAGGAGACACAACCCAUAAGUGGAUCCACAUACCCAGCUGGUUUACCCCCUGCAAGUCAUGUACUAGAAGAAGUCUUAGGCAGUAUGACAAAACCCAUUCAUUUGCUUAAUGUAACAAAUCUCUCCCAAUUAAGGAAAGAUGCACAUCCUAGUACGUACAAUGGGCUUGGGAACAUGGACUGUACACACUGGUGUCUCCCUGGACUCCUUGAUACUUGGAAUCAACUUCUGUACACCACUCUCAUCAGUUGAAACAAAAGUAACAUACAUUGGUUACAUGUAGAUGUAAAAUUAAUGGGUUGGGCUCACUUUGGACUCGCCCUAUGAAAGAGUAUUGUACUAGGGGCCCUUGAGACAUCCCAGGCCCUGAUUCUUACCCGGGCUCCAUUAUGGGCUUUGAAGUGGGCCUAAUU